ACAACUCUAAUCUAUUCUAAUCUAAUCUACAAGAAGAAAAAAAUUUAAAAAGAAGAAGAAACAAAAAGUUAAACGAUGACAAAAUCUACCAUCAUACUUAUUUCAGCUCUUUGCUUUGUAUCCCUCUUCUAUUUAGCAUCUUCCAAAGAUCAAUUCUUCGUCGAAGGCAAAGUAUAUUGUGACACUUGUCGUGUCCAAUUCUUCACCAAAGUCAGUAAAUUCCUUAAAGGUGCCACUGUGAAAUUGGAAUGUAAAGAAAUCGAAGGUGGAAGCGUGACAUUGAACAAAGAAGCAGUGACAGACAAAUCAGGAAAAUAUAGUAUUGAAGCGGACGGAGAUCAUGAAGAAGAGGUUUGUGAAGUUUCUUUGGUGAAGAGUGUUGAUCCAGAUUGCGAUGAGAUAUCUAAGGAAGGGUAUGGACAUACUUCCAGAGUCACCAUCACCAACAACAGUGGAAUCACCAAUCCUGUUCGCCUUGCCAAUCCUCUCGCCUUCUUGAAGAAAGAGAAGCUUCCAGAAUGUAAGGAAGUUCUUAGAGAGCUCGGAUUUGACGAAGAGGGCCUCCCUGUUUAAACUACCCCUCUCUUUUACUUAGCUUUUUCUUUUUGUUCAUUCACAUCAAUAAUUUUGUCGAACUCAUUCUUUUCUUUUUUAUAUCAAGUUAAAUAAUAUUCUCUUCCUCUAUAUUUAUCUACUAAA
This is a messenger RNA of Cucumis melo (muskmelon), 699 nucleotides long. Its product is annotated as olee1-like protein. NCBI's taxonomy places the organism in Eukaryota, Viridiplantae, Streptophyta, Magnoliopsida, Cucurbitales, Cucurbitaceae. The coding region runs from base 76 to 573 and encodes 165 amino acids. The transcript has 2 exons. The record is from RefSeq and is a predicted model, not a curated record.